GAUGCGCGGCUUAGCGCUCUACUACGCCUCUUACUAUUAUUGUUAUUACUAUUGUCCUUUACUAUCGUAAGCGGUGCGGGUGGGGGACCUAAAGCAGAGAAAAGCAAUCGAAAAUGCCGUCUUCCUCCUCCCUCUCCACCGUCUCGCUGUACCGCUAUGACCUGACCCAGGGAAUGGCCCGUAACUUCGGCCCUAUGCUGUUGGGACGCCCUAUCGAGGGCAUCUGGCACACCUCCGUCGUCGUCUUUGGCAGGGAGUACUACUUCGACGGCGGCGUCGGCAUCGUGGCUGACCCCAACCCAGGCCGUACUCGAUUUGGAGCCCCGCACCGCACCGAGGCGCUGGGUGAAACGGCCAAGCGCUACGAGGAGUUCUUCGCGUGGACGCAGCGGCAGCGCACGUCCGGUUUCGGCCCCGGCGACUACCACCUGCUGAAUAACAACUGCAACAGCUUCACAGACGCAGCGAGCGUCUUUUUGCUGGGCCGUCACAUUCCGCGGGAUGUGCUAGAGAUGAUCCCGACGCUGCUCUCGUCGCCGGUAGGACAGAUGUUGCGGCCCAUGUUGGAACAGGCGACUUCUGGUGGUGCUGGGGGUGUGGCAGAGCAGGCGGUCCCACUCACUCAGCCACCGCCACCACCCUUCUCCUUUUCCUCCCCUUCUUCCGCCACCGCCGCCGCCACUGCCGCUGCCGCUGCGCCGGCGCACACCGACACGUGCGUGGGUCUCUUGAGUCCUCAUCAAACCGUCACAGAGUCGGACGAGGAGGAUUUGAUGCUGGCGCAGGCCAUGCUAGAGAGCAACGAGACGAUCGCUGACGGGUCGCGCAGCCCACCGGAGGCCUUCGAGAAGGCGAUUAGCGGUUUGACGCUGCUGCGGACCGCCUUGGCGAACAUCUGCGAGCACCCCACCGAGGCAAAGUACCGCGCGCUUUCAACCGAAAGCAACGCGUACAAGACGAAGCUUAAGCCACUGGAGCUGUACGGUGUCGCGGACGUCUUGCGCAUUGCGGGCUUCGUGCGUCGCCCGCACAGCAAUGGCAACGGCGGUGAACAGUGGUUUUUGUCCGAUGCGGCGGGUAACGCUGCGCUGCUGGAGCGCGUAGGAGAGAUGCUGGCCGUGACUAUCUCGAGCAUCGAGGGGGCGGCCGAUGACGCAGCCAAGGAGAGGGUGAAAUCCACUGCAGACGCCACAGCACCAAACUCUUCCGUAUCUGUGAACGAGGAAGCACAGGCGCAGGGAGGCUUUCUUAAAGCGCCUCCUCCGCCGAGAUCUUCAGCGACGGCGAGCCCGGCGCUUCGGUACUGCUACCCGCCGUUCCCAAAAGACUGGACACCCCUCUCUGUUGGUUGGGAAGGCGGGGCACCCCUCUUUUCCAUUCACUGCCUCCACAGCAGCAGCAACGGCGGUGCGGAGGGCCCGUAUUGCUUUGGGAAGUGCCGCCUCUCCCCCAAUCAGCAACUUUUGCAGGCGUACUACUGCAGCAGCGACGGGCGCGAGGUGGAGAUCCGCGGCGGGUACGAGGUACUCUGUGUGCAACGCGGCCAGGAGAGCAGCGUCACAUGGGUUCCCGCACGAAUGGCGAGUGCUACCGCUGCGGCGACUCCUUCUACGCCGCCGCGGUUUAUCUUCUGCGGUUACGGUCGCUUUGGCGUAGCGCGGGCGGAGCACGGGUCUGGGGUGCACCCCGGCGUGAUGGAGCCCUCCGGUCGCUGCGUCAUCCCGUACGGCGGCCACGCAGUCGUCGUGACGGAUACGGCGGAGGUGCUGUGCGAGAACGCCCAACUCCCGCCGACGUUGAUGCAGGCGCUGCGGGCGUUGGAGACCGGCGCACGCCUGUCGAAGCUGCUGCGAGCGGCCAGUGGGCGGCCGAUCGGGUCGUUCGACGAGCUACUCCACCAGUGGCAGCCACCCGUUUUCUAUGUGAAGCCGCAGUUGCUGCGGAGCCGCAGCCGGCUCGCCGCUUCCGCUGUGGAUUGGGAUGGCGGCUAUCCUCCUUCACAGGCAGCGACGGAAGCGGCUGACGGAGACCGCCACACCAGCCAAGGCACUCCCACAUCUCCUUUUGCGAAGAGUGCAACGUCACCGACGCGCCUGCUUGUGUGCCACGACUUCGGAGGCGGCUACACCGCUGGGGAGCGGCAUCUCUACGUGCUGGAGGAGCGCGAGAGCGCCGCGAUGGACCGCAACGUGCACACGAAGACCUGUACACCAAACAAACGCAUUCCUGCGGUGGAGAGCGCCUACACGGUGAGCUACUGGGACCGCACGGACUGCUUCGUGUACUUCUCUCACCAGCGCAUCAGUGUUCCGCCGCGGGAGUGGAUCCACGACGGGCAUCGACACGGGGUAGCAGUGCUGGGCACCAUCAUCACGGAAGGUGCCGAUGGCGCGGCGGACCUUGAAGUGCUGCUAUCGGACGCUAAACGGAUGGCGGCCAUCAUCGUGCGCCUUGUGGAGGUGUGCGACGCCUACGGCUUUGACGGCUAUUUGCUGAACGUGGAGAACAGCCUGCCGCCGACCAUGGCGAAGCGGCUGGUAAUCUUCUGCACGCAGCUACGCAAGCAGCUAAACCGCAAGACGUCGCAAGGCACCGCUCGGCUGGUUAUCUGGUACGACGCGAUGACAAUAGAUGGCUCGCUGGCGUACCAGAACGCGCUGACGGCGCGCAACAAACCGUUCUUCGACGUCUGCGAUGGUCUCUUCACGAAUUAUUUCUGGAACCCGGUCCACGUCGCUCUCACGCGAACCACCGCCGGGCCGCGCGGCGCGGACGUGUACGUCGGCGUGGACGUCUUUGGUCGCCACAUGUUCGGUGGUGGCGGCUACAACACCUACGUGGCCGUCGAGGAGGCUGCACACGCCGGCCUGUCCGUCGCCCUCUUCGCCCCUGGGUGGACGAUGGAGUACGAGAGCAAAGGCACCCGCGAUGGGUUUGCGUCGGCGGAGAGUCGGCUGUGGUCGCGGCUGCAGGACAAGUUUGCCUACCACGUACCGCUGCUGUCGUGGGGGCAACGCAAGGGCGGCGGCGCGUUGGGGCGUGCGUGGACGGCGUUUCAGUCGGGUGUGGGCUACGACUUCCACGUGAAUGGCCGCCGAGUCACAGAGGCGGGGUCUCGGUGCACCACCGGCGCCUGGUGCGAGCUCUCCGCCGCACACGCCCACCCACCGUUCCUGUACGAGGCUCCUCCCUCCUCCGCGUCGGCUUCGUCCACCGCCGGCGGGGCGCACGCCGAUCUCGUGUCCGCGUUGGGGCUCGAUGUGGAGAAGGCGGGUGCCUUCGCGGCGCUGCCGUUGCGCUUGCCCGCUUCCUCUCUACAACGCUCGAUGUACGGCGGCACGGUACGUGCGGUGUGGCGCUACGACAAGGCGUGGUUUGGUGAUCGCUGUCUGUGCUGCCUCAUCCAGUCGAUGGAAGCGGCGGAGGUGCUGCGGUGGUACGUGCAAAAUGCGCUGCCUGCGGCUGCCGCUUCUGCACCGCACGAAGAGAACGAAGGCACAUGGACUUCAGCUCCAUCUUCUCCGUCUCUUCACAUUGAGUUGAUGCUGGAAGAGGCAGAGGUAUCCGCGGCGGCAGUGAUGGGAGGGGGCCGCGCAACAAAGGGCCCGGGUUCGACGCAGCGGGGGCUGCGUGUUGGGCUUUACUCAGCGUCCCGUGGUGCCUUUCACGCUGUGGUGUGGGAGAAGACAUCGCUUCAGACCAGUGCCUCACCGGUCGCGGUGGCUGGACUUGAAGGCGUGCUUGUGCGUGUCACGAGUACCCAUAGUAACGCUACUGCUUCUUCUUUCUCGGACGAGUGGUGCCGUGUUCACUACGAGUUGCAUAACACAUCGAACGAGAAUCUGCAUCUCACCUCCGUGGCGGUCGUCAACGGCGAUGCGAGUCGAACAAUGCAAUUGUGUGUCGGCGCCGUGGCGGUCUAUCAGACGCCUGUGCCGGCGGGGAAGGCGGAGAACGCUGACGGUGCAGAGUCGGACGUGUCAGUGCUCUGCGCUGCAGGGCCGCACGUCUGGGCUGAGCACACAACAUAUGCGACUGGCAAGGACAGUGAGCAGGUUCUUUCUUUGAGCAGUGCAGGUGAUGUGUUUGCCGACGUGCGCCAACAACACGGAGUGCGAUCUACUGUGGUGUUGUUCGCGUCGAUUAAUUCGAGCGUUGCCCCAGUCGAGGCCGCAGAUGAGGAGGAAGAAGGGAAGGUGUUGGCAGCAGCAGCGUCAGGGAGCGUUCGCAGUGACGGACACCACAUGUACCUCGGCCAGUACUCUGUGGACCCUGCAGACGAAACUACCUACAACGGCUCCUUGCUAGUUCCGCUUUCCCUGCCAGCUGACAGCGCAGUGGCGCAGGUUUAUUAUUACGUUGUACCCAACGGCUAUUGA
This is a messenger RNA of Leptomonas pyrrhocoris, 4379 nucleotides long. RefSeq names its product glycosyl hydrolase-like protein. The transcript has a single exon. The record is from RefSeq and is a predicted model, not a curated record. NCBI's taxonomy places the organism in Eukaryota, Euglenozoa, Kinetoplastea, Trypanosomatida, Trypanosomatidae. Gene Ontology annotation, biological process: protein deglycosylation. Gene Ontology annotation, molecular function: mannosyl-glycoprotein endo-beta-N-acetylglucosaminidase activity; peptidase activity. The coding region runs from base 114 to 4379 and encodes 1421 amino acids. Gene Ontology annotation, cellular component: cytoplasm.